UAGCAAUGUUAAACAAUAAACUAUUAUAAUUCUCAAAUCAUGCGCCAAAUGAUAACACCAUAUGACAUGAAUUUAUCAAAAAAGAAAAACAUAUGAGAAUAUAGGAAUUAUAAUAAAAUGCCGAGCAAAAAGCCUCUUCUCUCAUCACCAUCACUGCCCCUGAUCUCACCGCUGAUCUUAAUAGUCCUCUCCGCUGGCUUUUUCACCAAAAUCACUACUACCACCUCAGAUUUCAACAUCAUCGAGGCCACCGUCAUCGACAUUCAACAUGCCUUCACUCACGGCAAACUUACUUCCAGGCAGCUGGUUGACUUCUACCUGGAGCGGGUCAAAACCUUCAAUCCCCAGCUUCGUAGCGUACUGGAAGUCAACCCUGAUGUGCGCGAUCAGGCGGACGAGGCCGACAGACAGAGGGAGGAAGCCAUUCGUGGCGGUAGAUCAGUGGGAGAGCUGCACGGCGUUCCUGUGCUGCUCAAGGACAGCAUCGCCACCAAGGACAGGCUCAACACGACUGCCGGAUCCUACGCGCUGCUCGGAUCGAAGGUGCCGAGGGAUGCGGGUGUGGUGCAGAGGUUGAGAAUUGCUGGGGCUGUGAUAUUCGGGAAGGCUAGUCUCACCGAGUGGUACGGAACUCGGUCUUCGCUGAUUCCCAGUGGUUGGUGCGCUAGAACUGGACUGGCCAUGAAUCCUUAUGUUGAGGCAGGGGACCCAUGUGGAUCCAGCUUUGGAUCGGCUAUCUCAGUUGCAGCAAAUUUAGUAGCAGUUUCACUGGGAACCGAGACCGACGGCUCCCUCAUCUGCCCUGCUGAUCACAACUCCGUUGUAGGGAUCAAGCCCACUGUUGGCCUCACCAGUCGGGCCGGUGUUAUCCCAGUUUCCAGGCGUCAAGAUACAAUCGGACCCCUAUGCAGGACUGUUUCGGAUGCGGUUUAUGUGCUGGAUGCAAUUGUGGGAUAUGAUCCAAGAGACCAUGAAGCAACAAAAGCAGCAACUAAGUUCAUUCCUGCAGGUGGUUAUAAACAGUUCCUCAAGGAAGAUGGGCUUCAUGGAAAGAGAUUGGGAGUUGUGAGGAAUCUGAUUUUGGACUCUUAUAAUACAUGCUCUACCGUAUCAGCUUUCGAGCAUCACUUUAACACAUUAAGGCAAAGAGGUGCAACCAUAUUGGAUAAUCUGGAAAUAGCCAAUACUGAUAUCAUUCUAGAUCCUUUUCAGAGUGGUGAAGCGAUUACACUAUUAGCCGAGUUCAAGGUGAAUAUAAAUGAAUAUCUCAAGGAGCUAUCAAAGUCCCCGGUGAGAUCUCUUGCAGACAUUAUUGCUUUCAACUCGGAUAACUCUGUUUUGGAAAAGCUGGAGGAGUAUGGUCAAGAUCAGUUUAUUGCGUCAGAGAUGACAGAUGGCAUUGGAAAGCAAGUGUUGAAGGCAGUGGAGAGGAUGAAGAAACUGUCAGAAGAGGGGUUUGAGAAGUUGAUGAUAGAGAAUGAAUUGGAUGCAAUGGUGACAUUUGGGUGGGGUUCAGCUCCAGUACUAGCAAUUGGAGGUUAUCCAGCAAUUUCUGUUCCGGCUGGGUAUCAAACUGGUGGAAUGCCCUUUGGCAUCUGUUUUGGGGGCUUAAAGGGUACCGAGCCCAAUUUGAUAGAGAUUGCUUAUGCUUUUGAACAAGCCACAAAGGCCAGGAGGGUGCCUCCUAUUGAUCAUCAUGGAAAAUCCAAAUAUUAGCGUGUAAUUAUAUUUUUCCCUCAUCUCGUAUGUUAUAUUGCUUCUGAGUUUGAAAUUACUUAUUCUA
Ziziphus jujuba (common jujube) is the source of this 1783-nucleotide messenger RNA. Its product is annotated as probable amidase At4g34880. The transcript is spliced from 5 exons. The coding region runs from base 118 to 1716 and encodes 532 amino acids. Lineage: Eukaryota; Viridiplantae; Streptophyta; Magnoliopsida; Rosales; Rhamnaceae. The record is from RefSeq and is a predicted model, not a curated record.